Molecule: messenger RNA, 948 nt
Organism: Babesia sp. Xinjiang
Lineage: Eukaryota; Apicomplexa; Aconoidasida; Piroplasmida; Babesiidae
Exons: 5
Coding region: 1-948 (315 amino acids)
Source: RefSeq, a predicted model, not a curated record
AUGGGUGGAUGCAAUAUCGCCAAAUUCAUGAUUGCCUUCGUGGCCGCCGCCUCUCUCAUGGGCGGCAUUUCAUCAGCUGCGGAUGUAGAUAGGGAACUGAAAUUAGAAGUAGAAAGUAACAUGGCUUUGAAAAAAGCUCUCUCCCUUCAAGACAGAUCGGCAGCUAUAAGACGUGGAAGGGAACGUUUCCAAAGGGUUAUAGAGAGAGUUAGCCAUUUUGAACCAAAGGAGGAUGACUUGAAACAAUAUGAAGAAUUGUUCAAGCGACUUCACCGAAUAAAUGACGUCAACACACCAAAAAUUAUUCUACAGUACCUGGGUGAAUUACAAGCAGGACCAAUUUCUGAUGUGCUUAUAGAAGGUAUUAUGAGUUACAUUACUGCAUUCAUAAUGGCGAAUAACUUUAAAGAACUUCGACCCACCUUCUCAGAUUAUGCCGAAAGAAUAACACGCAUUUCUAUAGAAGAAAACAGGCGGUGUUCCGAAUAUGCUGGACUCCGUGUUUUCCAGAGUCGCGAUUUCCUGCUGGCCGUUAUCACCCUCAUCGGCACCGAUAUCCUGGGCACUGACACACAUAUGUCAACCUACCGUGUGGCGCUGCUCAUACAACCGAAAAGGAUGGUAAUACUACGUGCAAAGCUCGUAAACUUGGAAAGCGACAUGGCGCGAAACGCUGCCUCUGAACAAUAUAAACCUCUAUUCCAACUGCUCAGCUUCAGAGGUCCUAUUGACAAACCUGACGAUAUUAUUGAGGAGCUUGGUACAUUACCACGUUGUAGAAUCCCUUAUUUCACUGCAUGUAUGAGCACUGAGUAUCUUUCCAUGGUGUCAGCUAACAAAAGUUCUAGCCAUCUUGGAGGGGGAAACAAAUACGACGGUCAUCGUAGCGUGCUAUGGUAUUACGUUCUGAAGGCAUUUACAAGAUCAUGCAUGACUCAGUUAACUUAA